AUGGCGCGUCCCGUGGUCGCGCCGCUCCCACGAUCCGGGCCGCUCAUGCACGCGAUCCCGAGAAAGCUCUCGCUCACCUUUGGCGACCCGUCGCUCGAAGGACAGUACGAACGCAGCCAGUGGGAUCGGUACCGCGUCAAGCGCGCCGUGGGCGGGACACUCGGGUUUGUGGCGUGCCUUUGGUGCGUCGUGCUCCUCGCCAAGAACGAACUGCUUUCCGUCUACCACGCGAGCGCGACGUCAUGGGUGCUCCCGGUUCUCGGCGGCCUGCAGUGCUGCGUCAUGGCAGCGUAUGCAAGCUUGGUCUUCGUGAACCAAGGGCUCUGGCGGUGGUGCUGUCUUCGGGCGUUUCUAGCGCUGGCGACGCUGGCGACGGUCGAGCUGCUCGUCUACGCCACAAACCAACCGAUGUACCUCAUCACGCUGCUUGCCGUCACCAUUGCGCUCACGUGGCACAUGCGCUUUGUCGAAUUCGUCGCGUUCAUCGGCGUCGUCGUCGUCUCGAGCGGGGUUGUGUGGGGCGUCACCACCCAAGAUUGGGUCGGGUUUGCUGUCCAUGUGAGCUUUCUCGCGGUCCUGACACGCGACUAUUACGAGCGCAAGCACACGCAGCGGCUUCGCUUCGUACAGUCCACGGCCGAUCUAACCGACGUGGCCGAAUUGCCCAGCCCAAGCGCGCACAGUGGCAUGGAGCUCGUCCUCGAGACGCUCUGUCAACUGCGCUUGCAAUACCCGACGACGAAAGCCCUCGACGUCGUGCUCCAAACGCUCCUCUCCGAGACCGAUUUGUUCACGACGUUGCCGAUACCCACGGGCGGCGACGACCACGAAGUCGGCGAGUGGUGGCGGCUCCUCGAAAGCACCAACAAGCGGCUUCGGAAGCGGCGCGAGUCGACUCUGCGCGUCCAGUCGCGGCGCAAGUCGGACGUCGCGCUGCAAAACUCGAUCGUGCAGCAGAUCCGGGUCUUGUACCCGUCGGCCUCGCAAGAACUGCGGGCGCCGACGCUCGCGUCAAUUCCGACGGCCGAGCCAAGCAUGUUUUCGCCCGAGUGGCUCCUCGACCACUGCGGGUCCGGCUCGAUCAACAUUUUCGAGCUCACCCAGCACUGCCAGUACCCCAUGACGUCCAUCUUGCUCGCGACGCUCGCGCACCAGCACCUCUUUGGCACGCUCGGCGUCUCGAUGGGCAACAUCGCCGAGUUUGCCAUCGAGGUCGAAGGCCACUACCACGCGUCCAACCCGUACCACAACGCCAUGCACGCGGCCAGCGUCAUCUGGGACGUGCACCAGCUCAUGCUGCGCGUCACACGACUCAAGCCGCUGCAGCUCUACUCGCUUCUCGUUGCGGCUGCCGUCCACGACGUCGACCACCCCGGCGUCAACAAUACCUUUCUCAUUCAUAGCAACCACCCGCUCGCGCUACAGUACUCGGACGACUCGGUGCUGGAGCGGAUGCACCUUGCGCGCGCGUUUGAGCUCAGUCGCAAGACCGGGUGCAACCCUUUUCAGAAUCUGUCGACCGAAGCGCGCGGCCAGUGCCGGCAGAUGAUCAUCCAGCUCGUGCUCGCGACAGACCUCGCCAAGCACGUGCAGCACGUCAACCACCUCAAGAGCAAGACGUACGGCACGACCGCCGAGACGCGGUACCUCGACGACGACUACACGAUGCGAACGCUCUUGAUGAUGGCCGACAUUGGCCACGCCAUGCAGCCGUUUGAGCUGCAUCAGAAAUGGGCCAACCUCGUGCAAGAAGAGUUUUACCGCCAAGGCGACCUCGAAGCCGCCCAGAAGCUCCCGAUUUCGCCGCUCUGUCAGCGCAAGGACGCGAGUGCGACCAAGUUUGCCAAGAGCCAACUUGGCUUCUUCGAGUUUAUUGUCAUGCCCCUCUACUCGAUCGCGGCCGCGGUCGUCGAAUUCACAACCAUCCAAGACGUCGUCGACAACGUCGACGCCAAUGCGGCGGAGUGGAGGAGGCAGGCCGACGCCGACGCCGUGCCAGACAAAAGUAGAUAGCAGGCCAAUAAAAAUAUCUCAUCUUUGCAGCCA
Saprolegnia parasitica CBS 223.65 is the source of this 2046-nucleotide messenger RNA. RefSeq lists its product as hypothetical. The record is from RefSeq and is a predicted model, not a curated record. Gene Ontology annotation, biological process: signal transduction. Gene Ontology annotation, molecular function: 3',5'-cyclic-nucleotide phosphodiesterase activity. NCBI's taxonomy places the organism in Eukaryota, Oomycota, Saprolegniomycetes, Saprolegniales, Saprolegniaceae. The coding region runs from base 1 to 2013 and encodes 670 amino acids. The transcript has 7 exons.